Molecule: messenger RNA, 432 nt
Organism: Striga asiatica
Lineage: Eukaryota; Viridiplantae; Streptophyta; Magnoliopsida; Lamiales; Orobanchaceae
Source: the annotation of a GenBank genome assembly
UCUAACCUUUUUUUCUUUCACAGCGCUGGUAUUGGUAGGACUGGAACAUAUUGCGUUAUCCACAAUAAAAUCCAGAGGGUUCUUAUGGGUGACAUGACUGCUUUGGACCUUGUUAAUACCAUAACCACUUUUAGGUCACAGCGUAUUGGAAUGGUGCAAACUAUCGAGCAGUACUUGUUCUGCUAUGAUGCAAUUAUCGAUGAACUCGAAGACCUCACUACAAAUGGCGAGACUCAGGGCAUUCUCUUAAAAAAUUGGAAUCUUUUGAUGGCGAUGUUUGUCGAUGUUCAUGCCUUGAUGCUGAACUCGAAAUUGUUGAUCGUGUUUUUCCCAUUGUAUUUACAUCAUGUAGUGUUCCUGAAUGCUAGUACCUUCAGGAUGUUCACAUACUAUAAUGCGCUCACAAAUUUUGCUUAUCUAAAGUUGCGGUGA